AUGGCAGAUAGCGGUAUAGAAACGCAAACGAUUGAAAGCAUUGAGCUUAAAGUGGACGAUAACCCAAACGAAGACCACGUUGACAUCGAUAUCACUCAAGUUACAGAAGAAACAGUACAGAUGACAGUCGACAGUGAUGAAGAGCUUAGCAAAGACGAAAUGGUGAUCAUCACAGAGCAAGACUUGGAUGAUAUGACAGACUCAUCGAAGGAACGAUCAACUGAAAUUUCUGCUGACGUGAACAAAGUUUACGAAGAAUGGAUCUAUGUGGAUGUGAAUAAAUCCACCUUUGAAGUAAAGGAAAAUUUACUGCUUCUAAGUUCAGUGUACGGCAAUGGGCUUCCCUGUUGUUCAGUAAUGUGACGAAUAAAACGUGAGAGGUCCUUUUUCUAGUUGUUUAAUUUAAGGUAAAGUAGGUAAGGUUUAUAGUUCUUGUUGCUUGGCUCAUAAUUUAAGAUAGGUUUACUUUAAUGAAAGAUCUAUUACAUUCCACCCCCCUCCCCCUCCCCCUCCCUCAGACGCAUUUACUGUUAUGAAUUAUACUUGCAGGUCGAGGGGUAGCUUUUUCGAAACUUUUUUAAACAUAAGUUGACACACCAGUUUGAAAUGUUAACCAGGUCUUUAAAUUUAGUUGCCAGCCCAGAAGUGUUGCUGAUGAUUGGAUUGAAAAUGAUGUUCAUGUACAGUAGAACCUCUCUAAAACGAAGUCCAGGGUAUAAUGACUGAUAUUCUUUGCCCUAGUGAUAGUAAAAUACAUGGAAGAGAACCUCGAUAUAACCAAGCCUUGUUAUGGCAAACAUAUUUUACCAGAACCUGGCCCUUUUUUAUGCUGAGGUUCCACUGUAGUACAAAAGGCCAAAGUACAUUAGACACAGCACACACCACAACAGAAAGGGCUCACAGAUUCACCAUAUUUUGUCUGGUCAGCUUACCUGCUAUCUAGCAAGUCACAGGUAGUGUGUAGAGAAAAGUUUGGGUGCUCUUGUAAAUGUAAGUUACAAGUUACAAAGCUUGCUCUUGAUUUCUGUCAGUUUUGAUAGUGAAAUAAGACUUUUCCUGUAAGGUGUAUCUUAGAUUGACCAAGUAGAUAAGCCACCCCAUGCAAGAGAACUUAGGAGGCACAGUUUCCUAAAAGCAUAUCUGGUUCUACAUAAUACAUCUUGUAUUCUAGUUCAGUUUAGUAAUUCCAGAAUAUAUUCUUACAGAGGUAACAUAAAGGUGGUAGUCCACUCAGCGUGCAAAGAAAGCAAUGUCCAAUAGCCUGGGGCUAAUGGAUUUUUCUAUCAGGCUAGUGAAUUCUGUUUUUAACUUGCCUGAUGGGCAAGUGAUAUUUUUUUAGCAAACUGGAAUAACAGAAGAACUGUGAAAUCAAUUCUGCUCAUCAAAAAGCUUUUGGGGCUAGUUGAAAUGACGUCUGGGCUACUAAAUGCUAGCUUCAGCUUGCCCGAGUGGCAAGCUGAGAAAAUGAUUUUCUUUGCACCCUGCCACUUACUGAAUUACUCCAUGUUUACUCUCGGGUGAAGAAAAACAAGCAGAGUUGUCAUUAUAGGUCGUAACACUUAACACCUUUUACGGCUGAGCUCACUUGAUGUUAUGGGUGAUCAAAGUGGAAAGCUAAAAGCAACACUAUAAAUUUUUGUGACAUGUUAGGGUGAAUCUCCAUUUGCCACAUCUGGUUCAAAACUAAAAUUAUGACAACCCUUAAAGUAUAAUGAUAAUGUUUUCAGUAAAGUUUUGUGUCCAAGGAAGCAAUUAGAAGACAGAAAUCACAGCUUAAAACACUUACACGUGGUUUGAAAGGUACAUCAUUGUCCCUACAAAUGGUCCUUUUUAACCAGCAGCCCUAACAACAAGCAAAAACAGUGUACACACAAGACUAGUAAUAAGCACUCAUUGCAAUCAUUCAGUUAUGUUAUACCUUCCAAUUCAAGUGGUUUUUUUGAUUAGACAAGAAUGUGUCACAUGACAUGUGGUACAUUUGACAAUUUUGGGCAUUUUUUGCACUGAAGGGUUCUUGCAAAAAGGGUGCACGGAGGUUUUGGGGCAUUUUCAUUGUUUUUGCGGGAUCAAGUAAUUUUUUUCUUUUAACUUGUUAUUUGUUUUAUUUUUGAGUUGGAAGGAGAAACAAAACUUAAUGAUUGGCCUGGUCAUAGGGAACAGCAGAGCUUUGUUUCCCUUGAGUGAAGGUUGGGGGUAUCAUAAUAGUGGCCCACUUAGUUGGGUAUCAUAUAUCCUUGGUCUGAAUUUCAAAACUUGUGUUUUCUAGUAUUGUAGCCCGCUAGCAAGCUCUCCAUGUAUGGCAAGUGAAGCAAGCUGGAGAGACCGCAAGAGUGAGUGGCGAAGCCGUGAGGGGAGGACAAAUCUUUCCCACCCCUCACACUUGCAUCUCCUUUUGCGUGCUGCUAUCGUGUGACUUCUCCAACUCCCCCAAAUGGAGAGCUUGUUCACAGGCUACUUGUAUCGAGGAGGAAGCCAAGAGAGAUGUAGCUGUCAGCAUUUUACUAUUGUAUUUGCACUUUUCCCUGUCACUGUUGCAGUGUCAAUCCAUCUAUUUAUUGUUUGUUGUCAUCUCUGCUGUACUAUGUUGCUGUUUCCAGAUGUUAUUUACCCUAACAGGGCCUCAUAAUAUGUUAAUAGACUGAGCUCACAAGCUAUCUGUUUGAAAGAGUCUGGGAAGGGAAAAUCUUAUCUUGGCUUAUCCAGUUAUCUUUAUUAAAGAUUUUUGUAUGAACAAUAGAGUAUAAUCAAAACGAAUUAUAUUAGAUGUAUAUUUAUAGAGAAAAUUGUGAAAUUAUUAAUAAAACAUGACAUUUACUGACAUAACUGUAUUAAGAGUGGGGUUUUAACAUAACUGCUUUCAAACCUAACGAUUUUGCCUUCUCACCAGAACUAAAACACAUUCACUGAAAAGGGCUGUGUUGUCUUAGCCUGGAUUUCAGACGUAUCUUCCAGUUGCAUACUCCCUCAGAGACAGAAAUGUCUAGAAUUCAGGCCAGUGUUGUUUAACACUGUCUAAAAUUGUUUUCUUUAAGAAAAUAUUUGUCCUUGACAUUUUAGCGAAUGAAAGUACAAGUUUAAGCUUUCUGUUGAACCUGACAUAAUAAGAUUUAACCUUUUAUGUUAAUGUUUUAUAGGACAUUAAUAAUUAUUUUUGAAAUAAGCUUUUCGUACCUGUUUCCCUCUUUAAGGAUAAAAGAGAACAAUUGGAUUUUGACUCCAUUUUGUUAGCUCGCUUUGAAGAAGAUGGAGGCAGUGUAUAAGUUUGUUUUCUCCAGACUUGAAUAAUAUUUUAGUGUUCAGCCUUAAUGCCUAGAAGUCUAAGCACUAGUUCGCUAGCAGUCCCACAGGAUUGUCUCACUGGCGACUGGGGAGUACGUUACGUGUGAGCGAGGGAGGCAAACACGUGAGGGAGCUUUAGCUUCCCCUCACGCGUUUGCCUCGCUCGUUGGCACGAAACAUGUUCGCCCGCGCGACGGCGAGGAGCCCCCUCAAGUAGGUUUCUAAAUGGGCUCUAGCUCUAGACACGCGAGAAAGGUGAGACGCGGCGGUGAGUCUCGCCUUUCUCGCGUGGGUUGAUUUUCAAGCGCGCUCACGUUUCGCUCGCUCUACUAUCCCCGAGGAAAAAUGGGGACAACUCGUAGUCUACUCUAGCUCUAUUUUACUAAAAUAAAAUAGAGGGAUCAUAAAUGGUCAUAAAUGCUUUUCGGUAUAUUUAUAUGUUGUAUUGUAAUAAUUCAGUUUUAAGAGGGCUACCGUAAUGGCAAAAUAGAAAAGAAAAAACAGAGGACAAAGUUUAAAAGAUAAAACGUCGGGUUACGCUUUUUCCGUGUAGCGCCGAUUACACGUUGUGCCGCUACGCUUUUCAUUGACAAACCUAGUUUUUCUCUAUCUUUAUCGGUCUAUUGUUUGGUAUUCUGCAAUUUGCAAUUAAGGCCAAUUUUCCCCCAUUUUGCAGGAUUUAGAGUGAGCCAGUUGAAAAUCUAUAUUCAUACAAACAUCUUUUUGCACCUGUACACAUUUUUCCUCCUGUUUUCCUUUAAUGGGAGGAAGAGGGAAGGCAAACUAUCAAUGAACUGCACCCUGCUUAUAACCUAUUUAGGGCCAUUGGAACUGCACUAGUCAGAUCAUGCUCUUAGUUCUUACCGCAACCUUCUUCUCAGGGCUUUCCCUUUUAAAGGACUUUUGUAAACAGUUUUCUGACAUAAACGAUCUCAUCCACACCUUACCUAAAUCCUGAAUAAAUCGGAUAAGAAGCUAUCACGUGAUGGGCUCUUGCUCGGAUGGAAUGUUUGCAAUUUAGGGCCACGAAAAGAAAUGGCGGCCCAAGGGUAGUAUAAGAGUUCGUAUGAGAGGUUAUAGAGAGUUUGAUGGGAAAUAGUAAUGUAGUACGAAAAUUUGUACUAUAUUGCCCCUUACAGUCGUCUUCGCAAAUAAAUGACGCCUUAGUGUGACGUUCAGUUACGUCAGAGUGGAUAACAUCUUCCUGACUAAAGUUCAUUUCCUGUUUGGCGACCGCGCGUGGUUUUAACUGAAGCGGAACUUUUCUAUUCUCCUUGUGUUAGUCAAACCGUGUGUUGCUUUGUACACAACUUAUACACGAAGGCGAGGAACGUUGUAAGGUAAGUGACAUUUCAAAUGCUUAUUUGCAGCGCGUUUUCGACAUUUUUCUGAUGACAAUGAAGAAGGUACCCAAGGAUCUCGAGUCCUUUUUGUAAACAACUAACCGCCAAAUAAGGCCUCAAAUAAGCGAAUCACAAGUGCCUGGCAAUGUUGAAACAAAAAGCACCGCAAAAUUAAUCGUUGAUAUAAAUAGAAAUAUUAUUCAGUUAAGCUUUAAGGUCGUCAUUUCAGAAUUCAGAGAAAGAAACCGAAAAAAAAAAUUAAAAUAAAUAAGAGCAGUAAUAGGCAAAUCAAUGAAGCUUACUUGCUAACCGUAAACUUGAAAAUUGCACAUGGAAGGAGUGAAACACUUGGCGGAAGUCUUUGACAAAAAGGGGUAAUGGUUUUAGUUUGCUUCCAUUUAAUACUACCAAUAAGAGAACUAAAUUUCACAAGGAAAGGAAUCGUGAUGAUAGACCCGGAAUAGUCUUAGUUUCCGCGUGUCAGCGAGCUAUAGAUAUAUAUUUUUUAGCAACAAAUUUUUUUUUGCAGUCUGUCUACUUUGAAUACAUGUAGUUCAGUGUGACAUAGUUUCGCUAUUUUAACAAUCCGGCCAGUAGUUGGUUUAUACUCAGGCAAAUUUGACAAGUGCAAGGAAAGCUCUUUAAAUGGUAUUCCUCUGUUUUCUCACUUCAUUUUAGAUCCCGCUUUAAGAGGAUUUCUCAGUUACGAAACCUGAGACAUGUGUUCCUUUAUGUGUGUGUAUUGCUGAAGGUCAAAGUAGCUAGGCCACAUCAGCUUUCAAUCUCCUCUACAACCUGCCACCUUUGAUGAUAAAAACGACGAUGAUAUAGUUUUACUUCUAAGGCAUUUUGGCUAGAUGUAAAUCUUAUAAUCGAGAAGUGCUGCUAGCCGCUCUAAAAACCCGAGAAAAAGGAUAUUUUUUUCUACCAGUCGUACGAAACCAAAUGAAGGUGGCAAAUUAUCCAAAGUUCCGAAAGCGUGAGGGGGCAGUUUUGUUUAGGAUAAUUCACCAGUCUUGAAUGUUUUAGCUAAGCCACCCAAAAAGAUAUUCCAGCGAAAAUAUUCAUUUGGUAGCUGAAGAUAAUAUCGCAUAAUUUAUUUUUUGGGCAUUUUCGAAUCGGUAUCCUCUACUAAGGUGGUUUACAGGUUAUACCUGGGUUUCAGUUUCACUGAGCAAAGGGCAGUCGCCUAAUUCUCCCUAUUUCUUUAUUCAGACCUUGAAAAAGUUAAAAUUUCACCUUAUGAAAAACGGUAACGCAAGUAUUGGUUGAAUCACUGUAUCGAUAUUUUUAAACACAAACUGGGAAAAUAUUUUCACGUCUCAAGUCUCGCAAGUCUCGUGUCCUAUAUUUCCGCCUUAGAAAAAUACAACACACCACCUCUCUUUAUCUUAAGCAAAAUCAUUUUUGUGUUAGUACCUUAGAAAGUAUGCAGGCCGGCAGCCUACGAAGCCAUAUACCUACGCUUAUUAUUUUUAGCGAAGACCCUUGUUAUAACCCUUUAGGUCCCAAGAGUGACCAAAGUCAAUUUUCUCCCAACAAAAUCAAUACAUAAUCAAAGGAAAAUGUUGUGAGAAUUAAUAAAAUAAUCACCUGAUGGGAAAAGCUUCGAUAUACAAACAAAUUCUCUUAACCAGUUCUUGAAGGAAAUGUAUGGAGAUCAGUCUGGAGAAUUUGUAUGUGGAUAUUGGGGCUUAAAAGGUUGAACUGACAUGUAUCUCGUUUAUAGCGUGCGGCAGAACACGUUCACUGCAAGCAGAGGUCUCUCAAGGCGAAGGAUCGAUAAGACUGUCAACCAACAGGUUAUGACCUCACUUUCGAAUGUCAGCAAAACGCAAGAUCGUUUUGCAAUAUUGCGGCGCCGAUAUUCGCUGCCGGGUUUUUGUUAUGAUUUCUCUACUCUAUUUCGUGACCAUUGUAUACUGGGCCACCUACGGUCGAAUUUGAAAUUCAAGUUGUCGAUCAUCACAAAAAUAGUUUUCACGAGUUUUCUGAUAAAUCACUGGACAGGAAAUGAUUUGGGUAGGUUCUGCACCCAGCCUUAAUAACCUCGAUAUAGCGAACCUCUAUUUAACGAAGUCCUCGGUAUAACGAACGAUUUUCUUUACCCCAGUAGUAGUAAAAUAUAUGAAAAAGAACCUCGAUAUAAUGAAACCUCGUACAAAUGUUGCCAGUCCCUUGGCCCUUCUUUACAUCGAGGUUUCACUGUCUUCACUGUAUAAAGGCGAUAAAAGAACCCUUUAAAAGGAAACAACGCUGGAAUAGGAUAGAGGGAGAAGGAGAGUAUAUUCGAAGUUCUUUAACUUCAUUUCCAAGGCGUCCAUUCCGGUUUACAGAAUAGUGAUUAGCACUGCUGUCUAUCUUUGGAGACACACAGGCUGAAAUUAAUCACCACAUAAAUUAUGCAAUAAUAACAUUAUAUGUGGCAUAUUUUAUGUGAACUGUUGAUUAGUCUAUUGCGUAGAAGCUUCAACAUUAUUUUUUGGAAGCAGAAUUUUAGUAAUCUGAGUCUCAUUUGAGUAGGCUUAGCGCGUGAUAGAAGGACAGGCACAACGAGAGAGGUACUAGUUUUCUUUCUCCUCGCGCGCGCGUCUUCGUUUCACGUGGCUGGCAGUAUUGCUGUUUUUUUGCGCUCAAAUUUUUCAUGCACCUGUUUUGCAAGGUGUAAGUGGACGUAAUAUAACAUGCAAACUCAACCCACUCUUUCACAAAUGAGUCGCUCUUGGAGGAACACAUCACAUCAAUCAAUCAAUCAAUUAAUCAAUACUUUUGUUUUAUGACCGACAUCCUCGCCUGCAAUUCUUUAGUUUAAUUAUUUAUUGUCGGAAAGAAAAAAAUAGCAUAACCUUUAAAUGUUGAGAAUAAAAAAAAUAUUACGUACACAAGUCAUGAGCUAUGUAGAAACUUUUUACGUUUGGAACAUUGAAAAGUCGAUGAGCAACAUGAAGAUCAGUAUGCGGCAAGAAAAACAAUUAAUUGCCUCCACAUCCUGGCUAUAAGAUUUACACCUUAAUUUACAUAAUUAGCAAGCCGCUGUAACUUAAUUAAGAUGAAAUAUUUACAUUUGCAAGAGUAAUUUUAGAUUCCAACAAGUUUUGCAUAAGCAGUGCCAAUUUGUCUUUAAAAGUGAACGACGCCUUUAGCCAGGUGGCUAUCCAGCCGUCUAGUGGACGGCCGCUUUUUGGGAAAAAAUAAAUACAAUAAAAAGCACAUCUUGUUGAUUCUCAGUCAGUGAUUUCAGACCCCCCUGGUAGAAUGAGGCCUUUGGCCCCUUAUCAAUUUGUGGACGGCCAUAUACUAAUAUUUCUGGCUAAAAGCUUGUGUUUUUGUUCACAGACCUUAUUCGUAAUUUUUGCAACACCAAGAAAAACCCGCUUAGUCCAAAAGAGUAGCAAAAUUAACUUUUCUUUAGGUUUAUGUUAAUUAGCCCUAAUUGCCUCUAUUGCAUAUGCAGAAUUCAAAAGAACUUUAAACUUGAAACGAGGCAUAUGAAAACAAAAGAACAACUUAAUUUGCCACCGUUGUCCAUUCCCAUGAGCUUUAUAAAAAUAUUGUGUAAACGAAUCGGCUUUUUUUGUGUUGCAGGAAAGCAAGUAAAACCAGAAAGCUCGUCAAUGACUCGAAAGAAGGACUUAGUCGGUCCUGCCUGUCAAAUUACGUGUUGUAUCGAAACGAACGGAAGCCUUUGUGGAAAGCGAAAACCUCUUCAUACAAUCGAGGACACUCUUAGCGUAGAUGAGGAAAACCACAAUAGCCAGCUAACUGAUUCAAAUGCUCUGAGAAACACUCUUAACACAGCAGAUUUGACUCCUGCUGAACUCACUAAAGACAAAGAGGGAAAAGAUCGCAGCACAAUUAAGACGGAAUUUAAGUACGUAAGUCUGCGAUCUCAGUUGAAGAAAAAAGCAGAAUCAGGUGCAGUUAGGUACAAUCGACGGAUACAGAAGUGUUACUUUGGAAUAAUGAGCAAAGACAAGGUUGGAGUCGUACCAGUUAGUCAUACCAAGAGUGUGGAUAGAUGUCAUACAAUGAACAAAAAUGCCCAUGGAAUUUCCGAAAGCUCGGUGUUCCUUUCACCGAUUGGCGAAUGGACGAUCAUCGAUCUAAAUCCUAAGAUUUUCGAGAAAGAAGAUGCGCAGAGAACGCUUUAUUUAAGAAGGAAAAGGGCAUCGUAUAAGGAGGUAGAACCAGAGAAUAUUUGUAGGAUUCUAUAA
Molecule: messenger RNA, 8836 nt
Organism: Porites evermanni
Lineage: Eukaryota; Metazoa; Cnidaria; Anthozoa; Scleractinia; Poritidae
Source: the annotation of a GenBank genome assembly